This is a messenger RNA of Trachemys scripta elegans, 1768 nucleotides long. RefSeq names its product transmembrane protein 140 (gene TMEM140). The transcript is spliced from 4 exons. The record is from RefSeq and is a predicted model, not a curated record. The coding region runs from base 579 to 1166 and encodes 195 amino acids. NCBI's taxonomy places the organism in Eukaryota, Metazoa, Chordata, Testudines, Emydidae.
GAAAAUGAAAGUGAAAUCUGCUGAGUGUUGUGUCAAAACAUAACCAAGUGCAAAGAUUAUCAGCAUAAGUAAAUAGCUUCAGACGAGCAGAGGAGCACAGGCUGGCGUUUUGCUCUCACACUCGAUCUGAGACAGAGCUGUUGAACUGUACUAAAGAGGAUCAACUGAACGGGACUUCAAGUGCUUCUUCUUGCUGGUGUUUCUUUUUGGGUUCAGCAAUCAGCACAAUGGUGAUCCUCAUUGCACUGGACGCCACCAACAAGCGCAGGAGCACAUUCAGGCUUCGCCAGAAGAUCUCUAAGCGAAGCACACGGAAGCAGAAGUGAGCCUAAACCACAAGCCACAAAAAUACAGCUGAAAGGAAGCCAAAGAGCUAAGAGAGAAGUCGUCAGUGACGUCUGCUAAGAAGUCAGGCCGAACAAGAGAGCCUGCAGGUUGGUUCCCACAGCACCUGUCUCCUUGGGGUCUAGGGACCAUGGUCAGAUUGUUUAGUCCCCUCUGUUGGGAUUCAGGAGAGAAAGCAGGUCUCUUCGAGGAGGGCGCUACCGUGGUCUUGAGGAGCUAGUGUGGAAACUAGAAUGGGUCUGUUGAAGCAGAGAACUGGGGCGUGCCAGCUGUAUUGGAGCAUGCUCCUCCUGGCUGCAGGGUCCUUUUUCUUGUUGCUCUAUGCCCUGAUGUGGGAAGCUGGGAACAUCAUCAACCUUCCCCACAAAAGAAUCGGCUUCUACAACUUCUGCCUGUGGAACCAGACGUCUGGAGAGCUGCAGUGCCUAGAAUUCAAGGACCUGAUGGACAUGGGGGUUGACCAAUUUGAGCUAGUGCUGGCAAGGGUCUGUGUAUAUACUGUCCAGGUCCUCUGUAGCUUCUCCCCCUUUUUAAUCAUGCAGGCCCAAUAUGCGAACACCAGAGAGGCCUGGGAAGUGACACUUGUGGUGCUGGGCCUCUCAGCUGCUCUUCUGGCUGGUGGCCUGGGCUUGUUUCUGUUCCAGGCCUGGGUUUGCAUUCAACUCUCUGAACUCAGUGGGGGUUUCAUGGCACUAGCUGGGGCUCAGGCCCUGCUGCUGCUCCAGCUUUUUGCUGCUGCAAUGUACCUCACGUGCUUCAAGGAGGUUCUUGAAAAGGGCAACCCUUCCCCUGAGGAGCAGCCCCUAGCCUUCCAGGUCUGAAGGCAGAGAGGGAGGAAGUUGCAGUGCUAGCCUGUGAGCACUUACCAAUCAAGUUUUUAUAAUCAUCUGCUAGACAGACUAUAUAGCCAGCUCUUGUAUACAGCCUUGGGCCAAAACGCUAUUCUAUGUCUAAAUUUGUCAGGCAGGUCACAGGGCCGUCCUUAGGAUUUAUAGGGUCCAACGCAGUAUUAUUAAACUGGUGCCCCUAUGCUCGACGGCAGCUUGGGCUUGCAGCUCCGGGGGCGGCGGGGGGAGAGACGAGGCAGCAAAGAAUACUGAGCCACUCAGCCUGCCUCACAGCGGCGGAGAGUUCCCUGCAGAGAUCCCUGUAUCCUCUCCCUCACACAGAAUGGGCCGCGCCGGUGCCUUCAGCUCUGUGAAUACGACCACUGCUUAAAGAGACUGCAGUGCGCACUGGGUGUGCGGGAGCCGACCAGCUCUUACCUGCUCUCAUGGACGGUGGGUGGAGCUGCAGUUUGGGGAGGCUAGCUCCGCAGCCCACCUGUGGCCCUGCCCAUACUCCACCCCUGCUCUGCCCUGGGCCCUGCCCCCGCUCUGCCCAGACCCUGCCCUCUCCCCCCCUCCUCUCUUCCCUUCCCCAG